Paramormyrops kingsleyae is the source of this 15481-nucleotide messenger RNA. The record is from RefSeq and is a predicted model, not a curated record. Lineage: Eukaryota; Metazoa; Chordata; Actinopteri; Osteoglossiformes; Mormyridae.
AGUACUGUCGCAAUAACUCAUUUUGUAAUAUUUCUUGAGAGCUGUGUGUCUGCUUUUCUUUCAUUUUGGAAACUUUAUUAAAAGCAAAUUCUACUUCGUGAUACGUCAAGACAUGCUGUCGUCGGACUCAACAGACCUCGUUGGGUGUCGCUGACCAUUUCCCUCAAGGAAGUAAACUCGCUGUCCGUCCUCAAAUGGCCAGAUUUUUUCAGCAACUGCGACUUCUGCUUUGGAAAAACGCCUUGAGCGUUUAUAGGCAGCCUGUCUGGUCUCUGGCUUUGAUAAUAUGGCCCCUUAUAAUCUUCAUUAUCUUGGCCAUAACCCGAUCCAAAUUCCCUCCAAUAAUGAAAAACCCAUGUUAUGUGGCCCCCCGGAACCUUCCCAGUGCGGGGUUCUUCCCCUUUCUGCAAACUCUGCUGUGCAGCACCGAUAGUGUGUGCGCCAACAAAUCCUAUGAACCGGUCAGACCGAUGAACCGCAUGUUUGGAAAUUCUGAGGAUUCUUUGAGGGAAUCACUGCUGCCAUUCAGGUCCCUGCACCUGGACAGUUCUCAGAAAGGAGGUCUAGUUCGUUCUGCCCUGAAAGAAUUUUCUGACAAGUCACAGAUUGUGAAAAUAUGGGAUAACAUCAUAAAUUCCAGCCAGGAAGAUCCAUUAAAUUUCACAUGGACAAUCAUGAAUGUCGUUAACAACACCAUUUUGACAAAUCAGGAGGUGCUGAUGAAGGACUCUGUCAAUAUCCUAAAGAAAUAUCUUUGUACUGCAGUCCUAUCUGCCCUCAAUUCAUCAUACCAAAGUUCUUCGGAUCCCUUAUCCUUUGGUUUGGUAUUCUUCUGUAAUUCCAGUGACACACUUUUGGAAGCAUUCCUGCAAACUCUGAACCAGGUGGCAUCCAAUCUGCUCCUCACCAAACCUAUGGUGCUGCUGGAGGCCAUUGAAGAGGGAAUACUAGCAUUUGAACAAGUGCAGUCAGACAGUUUAAUCUGGGAUGCCCUUCUGGGCCUGCCUGAGCUUUUCAUUCCCUCCAGUGCAGGAGCCAAGCUGAAUGAGGUGACCAUGCUGCUGAACACCAUAAAGAGGACUGCAAACACCAUCCAAAGAAACAUCCCCCAAAUUAAAAUUCCUGUUUCUAUGAUCAACAUGUCCAUAGAUGCUGUUACCAACAUCUUACAGUACAUCCAGACGUGGUCUAGCAAAGGUGUUGAUGUACCCCUUAGUGAAGGCUUCAGCAUGGUCAAUACGGAAAGUGCUCUAAUCCAAAAGCUGCUGCGUCCGUGGAACAGUGAAGCAGCUUCUACUGGCGUAACCUUUACCACAGGGCUGUUAAACAACCUGCUGCAGAUCUACGGCUGGAGUGUUCAGAAUUUCACUGAAAAUCCAGACAGCAGCAACCAGCUGUAUGGGGGCCAGGAGGAGGAGCUUCUUGGCGUGAUAUCAACACUGAAAAUGCUGGGGGGGCUCCCAGGCUGGUCGUCUUUGAACACCUUCCUCACAGGCAGUCACAUCUCUAUGGAUUUGGCCAUACAAACUUUUGACACUCUGAGAGAGCAAAUGGAUUUCCUGCUGAGUGAGGCCCGUGGCAUUCAGCAGGUGUUUGGGCCGGUCCUGCCCAAUGAGUUCCAGGCAAAUACUUGGCUGUUGGGACUCCCAAAGGCCAUAGUGAAGACCAUUGUGAAGGGAUCCCUAAAUUGUAGUGAUGUCAUCAGUCAGUGGUCCUCACAGUCCAGUCUGCCUUCAGGGGACUUAGUCAUGUGGGAGUUACUCUUUUGCAACAGGUCCUACUUGCCAAAUACUCUGCUUGCCCAGUGGAUGCCAUUGGUGGAGAAAGGAAACAGGUUUUUGGAAUUGCUCCAGACCCCUGAGGAAUCUGGCAUCAAUGUCACAACCAUCCUGUCAGACUUGAAAAAUCUCAACAGCAGCUAUGAGCAAUUUUCUGCAUCUUUGAAGCAACUAUAUGAUGCAAUGAAUGAGCACAACUGGACAGCCUGGAAUCCAGGGAACACCACAGUAAACUGGCUGACAAUGUUCUUAAGGAACACCAAUAUUUUUGAGAUGGUGGGAUCUGACCUGCAGAAAAGCCCCACAUGGUCAGUGGAGACAUUCUUCUACAUUGUCCAUUGGAUUAUGACUUUCCAACCCAAUAUUACUGCACCUCCAAAUUGCACUGUUGAGAGAACUACUGGUGUCCCCCUCUGCCAAAGCAAUUUUACUUGGGAGGAGAUUCUUCCACUAAAAUCAUCUCUGAUAGAACUCUGCAUUAACCCUGAAGCACUUUUGAGAUUUGUGCAGGGUUCUGUGGCAUUCCUUGAUACAGUAUAUGGAGAUUUUGCUAUGCAGUCCUUGGAAGAACUUUCCAACAAUAUGUCUCCUGAAAGCCCCCUGCAAAGUCUAAUCAAAUUACUCGAUCUCUACUAUAAAAUAUUAUCAGACAUCCCCUAUACAGAGCAACUGGACAGCCAAACAUCCCUGUCCAUCCAAGAGAAGGUUCUGGAUGCCUUGGGUUUGAAGCCCCUCAGUUUAAUUUGGACGCAAAGUUUUGACAAUACCUCCUUCAUCAUGAAGAAUGUUAUACAGUCUUUUAUGGACAACAGCUACAUGAUUCCCCCAUUUUUUCUAAAUCUGAACAAGACCAGUACAUCUUUGAUGGAACUAGACAAUCUGACUGUUCAAUGGUUAAAUGCAGGUGGUAAUCUUUAUCGUCCCUUGUCCUUAAGUUUUAGCAACGCUCUUCUUAACCACUCCGCUUUCCUGAAUGCUUCACAUGUAUCCUACCUACAACAGAUUCUCAAGCAUUUAAACAAUGAUAAUGAAAGGGAUGUACUCGAGCUUCUUAUCAAAGCCACAGAGGUGUUGAAUCAGACAACUGAGACCUCACAUAAUGCUUCAGCCUUGAUACUGGCAUACCUGUGGCAGGUUCAGAAUUUCUUAGCCUCUUCUCUGCAGCUAAACAGCAAUGAGUCAUUUUUCAUGCUUGAUGGACUAAAGAACGUUUCACAAAUAUUAGACCUUUAUCCAGCUGCCCUGGAGAUCCUUCAGUUAAAUUCCACAGCAUUUCUUCAGGAUCUACAUCAAAUUAGAAACGUCAGUAUGCUGGAUGCUGUUCUCUGGCAAGUGAUAGCAUUAUUACCAGAAGAGUUUCGCUACAACAACGAUGAACUGAUAAAUCAUACCUAUCGCCUACUCAGAGCACUAACAUUAUGCACAGCCAGCAGCCAGGACUGUGCAGCUGAUGUCAGCAAAGUUUUCCUGUUCUUGGAGCAGGCUGCUAAAAUGCUACAACAAAGUGAGAACAUCACAAAUGGACUGAUAACUAUCAAUUCCAACCUUACAUUUGAAAGAAACCUAACUUUCCCUCUAGUUGUGGACCUUCUUGCACUCCUUUCUCCAUUGAUCAAUAGCACCAAUGUGUCCUUGACAUCAGAAGCUAUACAGAGGGUCCUGUUCUUCCUCGAUGAAAUUCCACCCACACUCAACAUCAGUCUGUCCUCCCUGCAGUAUGGUCUUCAGAUGUCCAAUUUAAGCCUGGAGGACCUAGUCUUUGUUGCAGAGUUAGCAGGAUCCUCUACUGCUCAGAUGGUGUUAACAAAUCUAAGUAGUGUAAUUAAUGCUCAGGGUUGUUUCAGCCUAAAUAAUGCAACAAUGCAAACAGAGCUAGUGAACUCAACUGAGCUCCAUUGCUUGUUGAAGCUGAUUAAGGAGACAAUCGAGGUUUUACAAGGCAUACUCCUUAAUAAGGAAAUGAAUCACCUUACACAAUUUUGCCAAAGACAGCAUGGAGGAAGCAGUAAUAUGACACAUUUUACCUAUUAUGACCAUCUUGUGUCUUCUUCCGGUGACCUAUCAGUUAUUCUGGACAAGAUCCAUGAGAAUUUGCAGGAUUAUGGCUUGGAGUCCUGGAACGAAGUCACAACUGCUAUCCAUGUUCUCAAAAAUAUCAUCCAGCAAUUUGUUAAUGGGACAUAUCCUUUCCCCUCCAUCAACUCUACUCUUCCUAACCAGCCAGAGUAUGUUCCAGAAGUUUAUAUGGACAUUGCAUUGUGGUACUUGAGGAAGCUUGAGAAUAUUACUUAUACCGGAAAUGUUUCUGACCUUCUUUACCCCUUAUUCAGAAUGAUGGAAAUGCAGUUGGCUACCUCCCUUGCAGAAUCACAGUUCAUAACAUCUAUUGUGCUUGGAGCCGAAAAUUUGACCCAGUCCAUACAUAUUCCCUUAAGCAAGUCAGACUUACAAGACAUUGAGAAUUAUGUCAUUUCUGUUCUCUCUGAAGAGCUAAAGAUAACAAAAUAUGUGGCUGAACUGCAGAUGAAUUUCUCCUUAGCCAUGGGAGAUAAUACAUCAGAUGUCAAUUUCCAGGUGUUUGAGACCCAGGUAGAGAAGUAUCUUCAUAUCACAGAGGAUUUUUUGAAGGAUACCCACCUGAUAUCCAUUAUGGCUGAAAUCCUCCAACAGAAUGCAAGCUCUCCUGACCUUAUGAACAUGGACAGUUUUUGGCUUUAUGACAUAGCACAUCUUUUAUCAGAAUCCCAAUUUCACUAUCUUUCCAUAGUUGGACAAGUGUCCCAGGCCCUAAAACAUGCACUGUUAAUAGCUACUCAAGAAGAUGGGGUCCAGAAUGUGAACUUCACUAGAGCCUUAAUGGAGGCAUUUAGCAUUGUCAUAGGGAACCUGAGCACAGACCAAUGGCCUCUCCCAGACAUCGUGACCAGUGAUGCCAUAGGUAUUAUAUAUGAGGCCCUGCAACUUGUGUUCCGUCCUAAUAUGAGCUAUACAGAGAAAGUGAACCUCACCUUGGACAUCCUUUUGAAGGGGGAAAGCCUGAUCAAGGUGAUUGCCCCCAAUGAGUCCUUACCGAUACUCCUGCCGAUGACACAGGCCCUUAUCACCUACAUGGAGACCAUCAUUCAGCUUGGUGGACAAGACAAUUGGAAUCAGAUCAUCAUUGAUCAACUGCAACAAUUCUUACCUCUGAAUACCACUUCUCGUGAUAUCACAGAGAUCAUCAGGGCAAUCCUAGACCCCAGUCAAGGUUCCUUAGAUGAAAUUCUGCAAGCCACCAAUAUGAAUAACCUCACUGAAAUAUUUUACAAGGUUCAGGAUAUUGGGGCUGUGCUAUUCCCUGGUAGACAGGUUUUGGCCCUGUCAGAGUCCAUGCCAGCCCUGUUGCAGAUCAUAACUGGACAGGCAGACAACUCUACCUGGGAAUGGGUUGAGAAGAUGUUGGAACCCAUUUUCAGCAAGUUUUCAGCUUUGGAGAAUACACCAUCAAAUGGUCUAAUUCUAAGGGAACUUGUCAUAGCUAUUGCUCAUGACAUCAGAACAGAGACAGACCUUGUCUACAGGCUUGGUGAGCUGUUGGUUAAUUUGACGUCAAGUGCUGUGCAUACAACAAACUCAAGCAUCUUUGAGGCUGUCCUGAGUACAGUUGAACUGGUGCAACAGGUAAAAAAGGCUGCAAAGGAUGGUCUGGUUUUUGAAUGUGCAGAUGUCUUGAAGAUGUGGGGAAUGGCCAUACAGCAAGAAGACAUAAGUGAACCUAAUCUAGUUAUGUGGUGUAACACCAGCCUGGUCCCACUUAUUGACAGUUACGUGUCCAAUGGUUCACUGUUUGCACAUCUGAAUAUCACAAAAGCCACAAUGGCAGUGGAUUCUCUGAACAUUACAGCUGCAGAUAUUGUGACCGAACUACAUUCACUUUACUGCGCCAUACUAAACCACUCUGAAAUAAUCAUCCAGCUCCUUGGAGACCUUAGUCAACCCCCCUCAUGGCCUGUAGUAUCAAACAUUACUGGAUGGAAUGUUUCCAUGAACCCAUUCCAUAUGAGCAAUCUGCUAAUGCCCAAUGUUAUCAAGCCCCUUUUGGAACAAGCUACAGAAGAAGCCCCGUGGAUGCAGCAGUAUUUGCUGGCACUGGAAAUGACACUGAACUAUACCCUCCAACAUGCUCUCCGGUCUAUGAAUGUGACAAUAACUCCAGAUCUAAUUAAAGAUAUUCUUCAAAUAUUCAUGAUUGGAAAUAACUGGACCAAGGAUUCCAUUAUCUCCUUUCUGCAUUCAGCUACAAGUGAAAAUAGUUCUUUGGCUGACAGACUGCCAGUCUGGCUCCAGAUAAUUGAGGAUUGCCCUAUGAUAAAUAACCUUACAAAGCAGUAUCUGACUGCAGAGGAAUCUAGGCUGCUUUUUGAGAAGAUGUUGAAUUUAACUGAUUGGUGGAGGUUCUCCCAAACCACUGGAAUGGAAUUUGUAUCAGAGGCAUUAGUGAAAAUAUUUGAUAUAAUCAAGGCCAUGCUUUCCACCAUGAUUGAAAGAAAUGUCACUCUGCCAAGCUACUUUGACAUAUAUGUUGAGUUAAUUGACAAUGUCCUCAACAUGAUGAAGCAGUUAAAUUGCCUUGGACCAUGCCAAUCUCAUCCUUUUACCUAUAUUGUCUCUUUCCUUGAAGACCUUGAAGGACAACUUGCCGGUGGACAGACCUUGAGUGAUCUCCUUCCUCAUGCUCAAGUUUUCAGAAAAAGGUCAAAACGCGAUGCUGAAACAGUUUUUCCUGAAGACAUCUUAGACCUUGCUGAUGUAGACUACAAUGACUUGGUAAAAGUAUUUUCCAACUUGCCUAGUACUUCAGACAUCAUGCAAACUAUUAACAUGUUCUUUGCAAACUCGGAUUUGGCAGUUAUUUUGAGAGGUGUUUCGAGAGAGAUGACUGGAGAUUCUAGCUUUGAACCGGCAAUCAACAGGGCCCUUGACAUGCUAUCAUCCAUCACAGCUCCAGGAAACUGGGAAAUGUAUGCAGAAAUGUUAACGCAAAUUUCCCAACAAGAAAAUGUGGGAAGCCUCCUGGACAUGUUUUUGAAAUUAGCCCUGCAACCAUCUUUUGAAAUAGCCCAAAAUAGUGAUAACAUCAAUUCUGACAUAUCAGCAGUUAUAAAAGGGUUAAUAGCCUCUUCAGCAUGGCAGGAGCCCCAGAAAAACCCGACUACCUUCCUUGUCUUAUUGGAUCAGACUGUGGCUGCUUUUGCAUCCUUCAUGUCUGCGGAGCAGCUUAUGUAUUUCAACCUCUCAACACAGUUAACUAAAGCCUCAACAGUACUUGCCUAUAAUCCCAGAAAUGUGGAAAAAGUUCUUCAGUCUGCCAGCAUAAUCUCUGGCUCUCUCAGCCAUCUUCCAACCUACCCCAAUGAGGCCCAUGUUUUGAGCAGACAGCCUGUUCAGGAUAUAUUGUAUGAGUUCAUUUUAAACAGCAUUCUUGUUACUCAGAUUAUGGAGAAUCUUACCAUUUCCAACUAUGCCUUGGGAAGCAUGUCUGAAAGAGAACAUUUGGUAGACGAGGUGUUUAAUCAGGUGGUGUCAACUCUUCCAGUGGACCAGAGGAAGUACAUCCUGGAUCUAAAUCCAGUAGUGUUGUCUGCCCUUAAUAAUAUUUCCCACACUGCUGAAAUUCCGCAUUUGUUUGUCAACAUCUCUGCACAAGUAGCUGCUUCUCUCUUUACCAUACUGAAUCUGACUGAACCUGCUAAACCUGAAGAGUCUUUCCAUGGUGGCCUUGCUAGUACAUUGUUUGCCAUAUCUGAACUGGUGUCAAGCACUCUGUGGAAUGGCUUAAUGGCGGAUUCAUCUUUGAUCCGUCUAUAUGAUGUAUUUCAGUCAUUAAACAAUACGGCCAUCUCAUUGGCCUCUGUACUUCCACCAGAUGCUAGUCAAUACAUUACUGAUUCCCUACAUGUUUUGGAGACUGAAGCAAUUAUUCUAAAUAAUACUGACAUGGCUGGUGGAACACAAGGGGCUUUUUCAGCUAUGAUGUCCUCAGUUGAAACCCUUUUUGCUGGGCUACCAUUCCCUGUCUCAUCAAUUCCUGACAUUAACCUCAGUGAUCAAGUGCAGACUUUUGAGAUGAUUCUACAGCUUUUCUCCUUAGACCAAAGCUCCUUUGGCCUGAAUGCCACACACUGGAUUGAAGAGAAUUUACAUGUGUUAAACUCCACUGAAGACCAAAUUCUAAACCAUCUGCUAUAUCCUGUUCUCAAAAACAUAUCCACUGAAGUCAGAGAAGCUCUGAUACUCAUUCUUAAAAUGGAACAGAUGAUCCCUAGAAUCAAUUGGUCAAAUGAAAAUUUUGCUCUUCAACUAGACUACAUACUGGCUAAGGUGUGUGAUUUGGAACGGUUGGGCUUUGUCCAGAAGUUGCUCCAGGGCUUUCCAAUCACACCUGGAAUGCUAUGUAAAAUUGGCGCCACUGCCGGCAAAGCCCUCCAGAUGGUCGGGAGGGGCCUGGUGGAAAAUAAUGCUUCCUUCUCUGAGUUACUGUUUGAGACAUUCAUUGGAGAUCCUAACAAAUACAAAAUUAACAAUAACUGGAUGUCAUACCUCUCUCAAAGUCUGGGCUUUGAUGUGAGCAGUCUGAGUUUAGACAAUGUGACUGUCAGCCCGCGAGCUCCAGUCAAACUGUCCACGUUCUUCGUAAAUAAGACUGCUUUUUCCAUGGAUCUACAAAGUUUGACCAGUAUUUCUCCAGAAAUCAUUGACCUUUUGAUGAACUCAGUGGUACCCAACAACAGCUUACAGGUUCUGAGUUGGCUAACUAACAUGCACUACUGCAGAGACCCAUCAGUUCUGGUGCUCAACCAGAACGAAAGCCUAAUCUUCCAGUCUUUAUGUUUGUUAACCCCUCGCGAGUGGUACAACUUUGCACUUGUGGGAGCCCGCUACAUCAGUCUUGAGAACGUUAUGUUUGAGUUGAUGCUACAGAGCCCAUUAAGCUUUCUACUAGCCCUGCUGAAUUCCUUGAUGCACAUGCUGACCAAGCUGCUGCCUACUAUUGACAGUCUUGUACAGAAUCUGUUGUCUGUUCGAGACCUCAAUCUUAUGGCUAACCGUGAAUUUCGUGAUUUGGUCAUUGGCACACGGGCCAGCAUCUCCAGCCAGGCCACCUUCACCACUCUCUCCAAUGCCUUGUGUACCAAUGGCAUAUUGUCUCUUUUUGGCAUCUCCAACCUGCCCAUUGGCUCCAGCUCUGGUCCCUCCACUCAGGGAGACACUGAAGUUGAGCAGCUCGUCAAGAAGUUUAACAUUCCACGUGAUGCCACUCCAUUUUGCAAGAACUUAUUCCUGGACAUGGUGAACACAACAGGGGGAGCUGUGGCUUGGGCCUUCCUCAAGCCUAUGCUUCUGGGACAGGUCCUCUACAGCCCUGAUAUACCUUUGACUAGGAAGAUCAUGCAGGAGGCAAAUACCACAUUGCAACAAUUUGCAGAUUUAAAGUUAUUUUCUCAAGAGUGGCUUGAAUCUUCCUCCUAUGUCAUGAAUUCCGCGAAAGUUCUUCAAAAAAAUCUGCCAGUGCUACAGAAUUCCCUCAGUAAUCCUUUUGUCCAAAGAUUCAUCCAGGUUGAGACAAACAUUGACGUCAAUCAGAUGAAGGACGCAUUUAACAAAUUUUCUAACAUCACAGCUCUUCUAAUUGAGAACAAAGCAAUCAUUCAGCAGAUCUCCACCUUAUCAUCAUUAAUGCUGAAUCUCUCCUCCUGCGUGAGGUUUGACCGCUUUCAAGGUUUCAACUCUAGUGAAGAGCUUGAUGCACUUGCUGAGAAUCUGACUCAAACCCGUGACCUCUAUGCCAGUAUCAUAUUCAAGCUGCCGAAUGUCACUGCUUCUCCCUCUCGGAAAAAACGGGAUUCCUCCAGCGACCCCCUUCCCCCCAAAGUGAAAUACACAAUAAGAAUGACUAUUGACAAUGUCAUGCGCACGGACCGUACCCGCAAUACCUACUGGGUGAAAGGCCCGUACAUCUCGCCAAACCAGAACCAGCUCUACAACAGGGGCUUUGUGUACCUUCAGGAGAGCAUAGAGCGCGCAAUCAUUGGCAUGCAAACAGGAACCCAAGUGGAAGAACCCGCAGUGCAGCUACAGGCCUUCCCCUAUCCCUGCUACAUCAAGGACCAGUACAUCAACAGCAUGGCUUUUGCCUUUCCACUGGUCCUCAUGAUUGCUUGGGUCCUCUUUGUCGCCAAUUUUGUGAAGAGGCUGGUUCAUGAGAGGGAACUUCAGCUGCAUGAGUACAUGAAGAUGAUGGGCGUUAACCCAAUCAGCCACUUCUUUGCCUGGUUUCUGGAGAGCGCAGUCUUUUUGCUAGUGACCAUCAUCAUCCUAACCAUCAUCCUGAAGUGUGGGCAGGUGCUGCCCAACAGUGAUGGCUUUUUACUGUUUCUGUAUCUCUGUGAUUACGGCCUCGCUAUACUGGCCAUCAGCUAUCUUGUCAGCACAUUCUUUGACAGGACCAACAUUGCUGGGCUUAGUGGCAGCCUCAUCUAUAUCAUCUGCUUCUUCCCCUAUAUCGUCAUUAUGUCCCUGGAGACCUCGUUUUCCUUCUCCGGAAAAAGUGCACUGAGUCUCUUUGCACCCACCUGCUUCAGUUAUGCCAGCCAAUACAUUUCUCGGUAUGAGAUUCAGGGAGAAGGGAUCCAGUGGAGUAACUCAUACAUCUCCCCCAUGGAUGAUGACAACUCAUCCUUUGGCUGGUUCUGCUGGUUACUCCUAAUAGACUCUAUGCUCUACUUUCUUAUAGGCAUAUACAUCCGUUUUGUCUUCCCAGGGAAAUAUGGCAUUGCAGUUCCUUGGUACUUUCCAGUAAUGCCCUCCUUUUGGAUGGACCUAUUUGGAUGCAAUUCAGGGACAAAAAGAGGUGGACGUGGGUUGCUUUUUACAAACUUUGCACAAAAUAACCAAGCGGUUUUUCCAGAAGACAAAUACAAAGGAGAAAGUGGGUUCACAUCCCAGACAGAGGAAGAGUUCUCAGGACUCCCAGUUGGAGUGAAUCUUCAUGGCCUGACAAAGAUGUAUGGAGACCGAGCUGCUAUCCAGAACCUUAAUGUCUGCUUCUAUGAAGGACAUGUCACCACUUUACUUGGCCACAAUGGGGCUGGGAAGACCACAACCAUGUCCCUCCUCACUGGUCUCUUUGGUCCCUCUUCUGGCUCGAUCGAGGUGUAUGGCAAAGAUAUGCAGGGAAGCAUCAGUGAAGUCCGUAAAGAGCUGGGUGUUUGUAUGCAAUAUGAUGUCCUCUUUGACCACUUGAGUACCAAGGAACACCUGUUAUUGUAUGGGCAAAUUAAAGCCCCACAUUGGACACAUCAGGAACUUAAAGAGCAAGUGCGCAAAAUCUUACAGGAGACUGGGCUGUACAAUCAUCGGCACAAGCGGGUAGGCAGCCUUUCAGGGGGCAUGAAGCGGAAGCUGUCUAUCUCCAUUGCAUUCAUUGGUGGUUCUCGUCUGGUUGUCCUGGACGAGCCAACCACUGGAGUAGACCCCUGCUCAAGACGGAACAUCUGGGACAUCAUCAUCCACCAAAAGAAAGAACGCACCAUCAUCCUGUCUACCCACCACCUGGAUGAGGCAGAGGUCCUUAGUGAUCGCAUUGCCUUCCUGGAGCGUGGAGGUCUGAAGUGCUGUGGCUCCCCCUUCUACCUGAAAGACAAGCUUGCACAGGGAUAUAAUCUCACCCUCACCAAGAAGGUGCAGGUUAACUCAAAGGAAAAGUUUGACAAUGAGAGAGUGAAAGCCUUUGUCCAGUCUUAUAUCCCAGAGGCCCAUCUAAAGGAGGGAGAAGUGGGAGAUAUGGUUUUUAUGCUCCCUCCUUUCAGUUCCCAAAAUGCGUUGGCCUACCGUACUUUACUUUCCAACCUGGACAGUAACCUGGAUGCAUUGCAGCUUGGAUGCUAUGGUAUUUCUGACACAACUCUGGAAGAGGUUUUCCUCCAGCUGACCAAAGACAACACUCAGGAUGAUGAAGGCGGUUCACAUUCUGCAUCCGAAUCAGUGUUGGACUUGUCUACUAAUAGAGACAGCAUGCCUGAAGAACUCUCAGUUAGCAGCUAUAACUUAGACGACAGACAAACUCUGACUGGCUCCCCAAUAGUCCGAGGUGUUGCCCUAAUUGGCCAGCGGGUGGCAGCAAUGCUGCUGAAACGAGUGCACCACUCACGACGGGACUGGAAGGGCUUGUUUGCUCAGGUUUUGCUGCCUGUGCUGUUUGUCAUUGCGGCCAUGGGCUUGGGCUCCAUCAAGAGCGACCUGCAGUACUUCCCUGAGUUGGAGCUCUCACCUGUCCUCUAUAGCUCAAGCCAGCAGCAGUACAGUUUCUUCAGCAAUGAGAAUCCUAACUCAAGUUACCUUGUAGACACAAUGUUGUCUUUCCCUGGAAUUGAUAACAGAUGCCUAUCCAAUCCUGCUGACCCGUCUUGUGUAAAAACCAAUACGUAUUGGGCUAAUUCCUGGACUACAAAUGGAAAUACAUCAAAUGCUUUGCAGAAAUGCCAGUGUUCCAAAACAGCACAGGUCUGUUCCUUCGCCUACCAAGCACCCUGUAAAAGAAUCCCUUCGUCCCAGAUAAUUUGCAACUUAACAGGAAUUGACACGGAGAACUACUUGCUGACUACCAGUAACAAAUACGUCCGGGACAGGUAUGGUGGAUGGGACUUCGGACAGCCACUUCCCACUGAUCUUAAACUGGACAUCAAUGACGUGCCUCAAAACAGAACUCUAACAAAGGUGUGGUACAAUCCAGAGGGUUACCACACUAUGCCAGCUUACCUCAACAGCCUCAACAACUUCAUUCUGAGGUCCAAUCUCCCAUCAUACAAGAACCCAGAGCAAUAUGAAAUAUCUGUGUCCAGCUAUCCUUACCCCGGCCAGGUUCUAAGUGAAGAUGUGAUGGUACGGAGUCUGGUCAGCAUCCUGGUGGUCCUUUGUAUUCUUACAGGUUACUCUAUCAUGACAGCAAGCUUUGCCAUCUAUGAGGUCCAAGAACAUCAAACUGGAUCCAAGAGGCUACAACACAUCUCUGGCAUUGGAGAGCCCAUGUACUGGAUUAUCAACUUCUUGUAUGACAUGGCUCUGUACCUGAUCCCUGUGGUACUGUCCAUUGUCGUGAUUGCUGCCUUCCAGAUUUCUGCAUUCACUGCUGGACAGAACCUGGCUGCUGUCACACUAUUACUGCUUCUCUUUGGCUUUGCAACUUUCCCUUGGAUGUAUCUGCUGUCAGGGAUAUUCAAAGAUGCAGAAAUGGCUCUCAUCACUUACAUUUGCAUCAACCUCUUUAUCAGCAUCAAUACCAUCAUUUCCUCCUCUGUAGUCUAUUUCCUGUGGAAUUUGAACAACCAAGCUGAUCAGAGUGUCUAUGCAGUGUAUCAGAUCCUCAGCUACGUCUUCCUCAUCUUCCCCCAAUUCAGCUUUGGUAAUGGGCUUAUGGAUCUGGCACGGAUGGAUAUGCAGGUGCAAAUCCUGGGUGCCUUUGGUGUGGACGCCUACCAAAGCCCCUUACGCAUGGAUACACUGGGCUGGAACUUCAUCUCCCUGUUCCUGCAAGGCUUUAUUUUCUUUACCCUUCGCUUGCUGCUCAAUACUUCUUUCUUACAUUAUAUUAGAGGACUCAUAUCUACUAAGAAAUCUGCGCCAGACGCUAGCUUGAACGAGGAUGAUGAUGUCAUGGCUGAGUCUGAACGUGUAGCCAGCGGAGCAGCAAGUAAUGACUUGCUGCAGAUAAACCACCUGAGCAAGGUCUACCAGCACAUGCGCAAGAAAGUGCAUGCAGUGAAGAAGCUCUCUGUGGGCAUUCCUGCUGGGGAGUGCUUUGGGCUACUGGGGGUGAAUGGAGCAGGGAAAACGACCACCUUUAAGAUGUUGACCGGUGACAUCAACCCCACAGAUGGGACAGCACAGAUCCGUAACUGGGAUGGGAGUAUGGUGGACAUGAUAGACUGCUACAGAAGAGGAAUCCAAAUUGGCUACUGUCCUCAAGUAGAUGCACUGGAUGACCUACUGACAGCUGAGGAGCAUUUGUACUUCUAUGCCUGCAUCCGUGGCAUUGCCAGGAGGGAGAUGGACCAAGAGGUGAACCACCUACUGAGAAGGCUGGAGCUUAACUACUACAAGAAAAAGACCAGUAGCAGUUACAGCUGCGGUACCCGUAGGAAGCUGUCCACAGCCAUAGCCCUCAUUGGGCAUCCUCAGAUCCUGCUUCUGGAUGAACCCAGCUCGGGAAUGGAUCCACGCUCCAAACGCCACCUUUGGAAGGUCAUCUCGGAGGAGGUGAAGGGCAAAUGUGCUGUGGUUCUUACCUCACACAGCAUGGAGGAGUGUGAGGCUCUGUGUACACGACUGGCAAUAAUGGUUAAUGGACAAUUCAGAUGCUUGGGCUCCUUGCAGCACAUCAAGCACAGAUUUGGCAGUGGAUUCACAGUUAAAAUGUACCUGGCACUGGCCUCUAGCAAUGUGGAAUUCAUCACCGACUUCAUGCAGCUCCAUUUCCCCAGCACAUAUCUGAAGGACCAGCACUCUGCCAUGGUGGAGUACCAUGUGCCAGUAGCCCCUGGAGGUGUGGCUUACAUUUUUGACCAGUUGGAGUCCAACAAGAUCGCCCUACAAAUCAAGCACUUCUCUGUCAGUCAGACCACUCUGGAUGAGGUCUUCAUAAAUUUUGCUCUGGGAAAGGUGGGCAUGGAAUCAAUUCCAAUCCACAGUGAAGGGUCAGACUCUGACAGCCUGGACUCCACAGAAGAUCUCGAGAACUAGAGAGGAAAUACCUGUGCAUUUUUUUUGUACCUGUCCACUAUAUUAGCAUUAACUUCACACAUUACAGAAGAAGGCAUCUUUGAAAUUCAUUAUUUCUUUAAAGCAAUCAUGUUAUUUAUGUUUGACAAAUCAUCUGUGGUAACUGUUUUGUUGUAUCUUAAUUUAGACACAUUAGAAUUUUAUGUAAAAUCAGCACUAUUGAUUUAAUGCCACAGUCCACAUAUGCAGAUUAGUUGUCAGUACAAUAAUGGAAGACUAAUGACUGAAAACCUACACAGUUGUAACCAGUUGUAAGGGGUAUUUUUAAAAUAGAAAUUGUUUAUUAUAUGAUGAAAAUAUUUGGAAAACAUAGACUUUUAAUGAAUUUUGCCGUUAAGCAUCUUGUUGAUAGUAUGAGCUCAUUAAAGAAAUUUAAUUAAAGAACUCUAAACAGAAAUGUUACUGAAUAAUAUUAAUUCACCUGUUCAGAAUCAGCCUAUGAACUGGCAGAUUCAUUUCAAUCAUCAUUUCUAAGGACUUCAUUAGGUAGGUUUCAGAGAUUCUUUAAAACACAUAGAACUCCAUAAAUGUAUUUCACUAAGGAUCACAAACAUCCAACAAUUAUAUAUCUUGGACAGAAAGUAUUUAUUAAUUAAAAUGUGAAGAAUAUGUACUUAUGAAGAGAUUAAACAGCAAGCUAGUACUUAAACCAGUCAUACCUUAUAUCAGGAGAUCAAGCUAUAAGGUGUCAUGAGACGGACCUCCAGAACCCAAAAAACUACCUCUAUCCUAGCUGCCAAAAGACAGGGGACUGAAGAUUACUUGCAAUAUUGCAACUGUUGACUCAAGCCUGCCAGACCAUGCAACCCCCCUGCAAUACCACUUUCACUCCACCCUUGUACUGUGAUUUUCUAAUAAAUGUUGCCUUCCUGGGGUGAGACUCGAAA